This is a messenger RNA of Cylicostephanus goldi, 636 nucleotides long. NCBI's taxonomy places the organism in Eukaryota, Metazoa, Nematoda, Chromadorea, Rhabditida, Strongylidae. The record is from the annotation of a GenBank genome assembly.
AUGGAGCGACGCGGAAUGUACUACAUGUGGAGAAAUAUGUUCUCAUCCAUAAAUCUCAUACGGGUGCUUAACAAACUAGUCAAAGGGAAACAGUCUAGAGUGAUGAUGUUGAUGGGUCUAUUCCAAUUCUUUAUUCUGAAAGCGCUCAAAAUGCAGUCGCGGUAUCUUGGUCGUCAGUGGAGGAAAAGCAAUAUGGACAUCAUGUCCGCGAUCUAUAACAAAGUACGGCAUCGUAUGACUGAUGACUGGGCAUUCGCGAACGAAAUGCGAAAAUCGUAUGAUUAUCAUAGUGAAGAGAGCGAACUAAAGGCUGCUGUUGAACGUUUCCAUAGUCGGCGAUAUUCGAAGUUACAUCCACAGCUUGCUAUUGGUGAGCUGUUUAAAAUCAGCGAUGCUCCUAUGCCAGGUGAUGAUUACUUAAAUAGGGUCAAUCUUCGCGACUAUGAACCAGUUGAUAAUUGUCUCCAUUCAGUCCUUGGAAAACAGCCGGAGCUAGGGAAGCGGUGGGAUUUCAUCCAAUUCAAAAACAACUAUCAAAAAUGGAUGGAAGAAGAAGUAAUAAAAAGAAAUAUCGACUGGGAUCGCCUCCUGAUGAACACCAAGGGCAUCGCGUUUUCUCGGGAUGUUCCUUGUUAG